Lactuca saligna is the source of this 498-nucleotide messenger RNA. NCBI's taxonomy places the organism in Eukaryota, Viridiplantae, Streptophyta, Magnoliopsida, Asterales, Asteraceae. The record is from the annotation of a GenBank genome assembly.
AUGGCUGCUGUGAUGGGCCAUGGAGGUGACGUGGUGACGAGCCACUACAUCUGUUCCAUGGAGGUUUUGGUGAUCACCAGAUCAAUGCGUUGGAUUGAUGCUUUUGACCACUUCUUAACAAAAAAGCAUAAAAAACGAUCCGCUGGAAACAAAGAAUGUCGAAAGAAGCAAGUAGUUAAGAAUCGUAGAGGAACGUGCAACUACAGUAGUGCUUGUUUUAAGAACAAUUUGAAUAGACUUGAAGUAUUUCGUCGUGGGCAUGUGAAUAAAAAACGGGAAUUUGUUGAUCCUUUGGUUGAAGACCAAUAUAAUGUUUUAGCUGAUGAGGUUGGUUUACAGACUCAUCACAUAGCCGACUCUAGUGGUGAUCCAGACACCAUUGAUUCGAUAGCAAUAUUUCAGAAGGUGUUAGGUGCUCGAAGGGGGCAUGUUAGAGGCAUUGGGCCUAAACCUUCUUCUUCAUUGGGUACCAGUGCUCCAUCACAAUGGCAGUCAUAG